Molecule: messenger RNA, 2011 nt
Organism: Limulus polyphemus (Atlantic horseshoe crab)
Lineage: Eukaryota; Metazoa; Arthropoda; Merostomata; Xiphosura; Limulidae
Product: multiple epidermal growth factor-like domains protein 9
Exons: 5
Coding region: 326-1351 (341 amino acids)
Source: RefSeq, a predicted model, not a curated record
UGUUAGCAGGCGAAUGCGGGGUUAACCUGACGCCAAGAGAAAGCCAAUCUCGAGCUCGCUGGCCAUGCGUCAGUAGCAUGAGGAGCUUUGUGACAGCAAGUUGACAAGAGCAUCAUCUUCCAGGUGUAGCAGCUACUCAAACGAACACAAAACCUCAGACGUCUUAGCAUGUACUAGUUUCACAAAUAUCGGGCCAAAACAAACAAAUCAAUUCGGUAAUAAUAAAAUUUGUUAAAAACGUCAAAAAUUAUUUAUGAGCAAAGAGAAAGAGAAAAAUGUCUGAAAGAAAACACCAUUUUCACAUCACGAGGAAACUGAUGUCCUUAUGCACUGUUAUGUACGUGUUCAUGAUGUGGAGCAUGCUCCAGGUGGCGUUAGCACACAGAAAAGCUGGUCUUACAAACUUUCAAGGAAAACCAAAAUACCUUUUACUACCCCCUACCUCCAAGCUAAAACACUCACAGGACUUAGCGGAGGAACCAGGUAUGAAGUAUCAGUCUCGGCUGUUUACAGCGGAAGUCAACGGGUAUCUGCGCCAAAGAAAAUAGUAAACACUAAAACUACUAGCAUGGGAAACUUUGCUAUGGAUGAUGGAGACAAGUAUGAAGUGAAGCCCAAGGAACUAGAAUGUAACUGCAGCGAACCAGGUAUGGUAGCAUGUACAAGGAUGCACGAGACCAUUGAAUGCACGUGCUACCCUGGUUACACCGGAAGGUGGUGUGAGAGUUGUUCAUCGGGACACUAUCGUGACGAGAAGGAGUGCAAACCGUGCCCUUGUGUCAAUGUUACGUCAUCGGGAAAUUGCACAUUAGACAAGGCAGGGGAGGUCACGUGCACAUCAUGUCUACUAGGACACCGGGGUUUGCUCUGUGAUGCUUGUAUGACAGGAUACCACUGGCAAGAAGACCAAUGUGUACCUUUGAAUUGUCUGAGUUUCAGUGUUUGUGCUGAACAACAGGACGACCCUGACUGUUCAGACUGCAUCUUUUUGACGAGAAGCCUGACGCCCCCUACUGCACAGAAGGGCUUUGCCCCCACAAUUGCAGAUGGAACCAUACCGUUGAUCGCCGUGAUUGUCACUCUGGGAGUAAUUUUAUUGGUUGCAGGCACUGCUACAUGUUACCGAUAUUGGUCCUAUCGACGGAGUAGACCACGCCUUCCAUUCUGGAGUAUCGAGCUUCGUGAGGAAAAACUGAAUCUUAGCUCUGAAUACCAAUACCAACAUUUGGACGCUGCCACUAGUAAAGACAUACAAGCCAUAACUACUGAUGACGUCGAACCUGACAAUCUUGUCACUCCACAACCGAGUCUCACGUCGUUUCAGAAAUGUUAUAAAACUAUGGAUAUUUGAGAUAUAUUCUAUAUUUCAAAAUGGUGGUAAGUUUGUUUGUUUUUUUCAGCGCUUUUCGAAAUAUUUUAAACUCCUAUAAUUUAAUGAAAUAUAAGUGACAUGAUUUUCUAUGAUUUAUGGUACAACUCGUUGGGACAAAAAUAUUUACUCGUGGAAUAAGUUACGACACCAAUUACUAAAUCAAUAAAGAUUUCUUCCUAAAAUUCACUGUAACGUCAAUUGACAAAUGAUAAAACUCCACUGAAGACCAGGACGAAUGUUGAUGCAUGACUUCUUUGGAUUAAACUCAUCGCAUAUAUGUAAAGAUGAGUGUUUCUAUUUGGUUAUUAUAUUUGUUAAUGAUAUAACGUGAAGAUAUUGUCAAUAAUUUGUAAUAUAAACACUUGAAUAAACAGUAUGUAAAUAUAUCUUGGUUUAAUUAAAUUAUUCAUAAUAUUUGUAUGUCAACUUCAACUAUUUAGAAGCAUGUUAUCUCCACAACUUUUACAGGACAACUGUUUCAAGCUGUUUCUUUUUCGUUGUCCAAAGCACCAUGUAAAUUAUUUUUGUAACUUAAUAUGACGACAGCUGCAGUUAAGUAACCGAACACGUUCAUUAUAAAAUUAAUUAGUCCAGUAACCGAACACGUUUAUUAUAUAAAUAAAUCAGUUCAGUAACCAC